GAACGACCUUGACCAACUUAAUAAAAGCCAAUGUGUAAACUGAAGCAUGUAGCUUAAUCAAAGACUUUUUACUGGAAAUAGUCGGGAAUGAGGACCCUUUUGUCAAUCUAAGAAGCAAUUUAUGAUAGCUGAUUGAAUUCUACCGGAUGUUAGAAGACUACAACUGUAGGAAAAUGCAAGCAUUGGAUCAUCUUUGCUAAAAGGGGAAACCAAACGGGCUUUUUUUUUUUGAAGCAUGAUGGAAACUGAUUCCAAGUUGGAGACAAAUUUGAUGAACAAAAUUACUGAUGGAGAUUCAAACAGUUGUGGGUCUUCCAUAAGUAGGGAUGACAUUUCAUCCAAAAAGGUUUCCCAAGAUGACAGCGACAUUGCAGAAUAUGAUGAUGACACGAUCUCAUCAGCUCUGGCAGAAGACAGACCACCAUCAGAUGAAGAGCUAGUAGAUUUGGCAAAUAACGAUGAAGAAGAAGAAGAUGAUGAUGAUGAAAUUGAAGAAGAAGAAGAAGAAGAAAUUGACAGCGAUGAUGUUGAUGAUGAAGACGAUGAUGAAGACGAUGAAAAUGAGGAAGAAGCAGAAAUACUGAAUAUCAGCGAUGCCGAUGAUGAGGAUGAAAAUACAAAUGAUAUUGUUGAUAGUGCAGCCACUGUUGAGAAAGAUUGUAAGGAAAAAUUGGACAGGAAAGAAGACUCUGAAAGUCCAAGUACCUCAAAGAGGGCAACUUUGAAAAGGCCUCGAAGUAAAGGUACAGUUGUAGAGGCAUCAGAUGAGCCACCAUCAAAAAAGAAGAGCAGGGCAACAAAAGGGAAGAAAAAAGAUGGAAAGAAGGGAGAAAAGAAAAAAAGAAAAAGCAAGAAAAAUUAUGAGAGGAGAAAUAUCAGAAAAAUUUUGAAAGAAAGCGAAUUGGAUGCCAUGACACUCUCAGCUCAAAAGGAAGAAUUUGAGAGAAAGCGGCGUCUUGCAGAACAACAGAGAUUACUCUUACAACAACAACAACAACUUCAGCAGCAGCAGCAGUUACAACUUCAAAAACAGCAACAAGAACUCGACCUGUUGCAACCUGAAUUGCAGCAGACCCAAAGGCCGAUAAAACAAGAAUUCCCUCCCAGGGAGCGGGUAGAGAAAGAUUCACAGCUGAAAUCUCUCUUACAAUCUGCUGAGGAUGAGGCAUCCACAUGGAGUUCAAAGAAGGAUGAAGAUGUUGUUCUCCUUGACAGUGGAGAUGACAGUCAGAAGAAAAAAGGAAGAGAUGUCAUCGAGCUCUCCAGCUCCGACAACGACGAGGAGUGUGUGCUGCUCCCUAGCGACUCUGAAGAGCAGGAGGAGGAGGAGGACCACGAAAACAGCGGUUGUCAUAUCAAUGAUGCCAUGAAUCAGCCUGAUGCUCAGGGGAGAGUUUUGGUCAAUGUGGGUCACCCUCCUGAUGAGCCGGAUAUUUUUCUCGCCUCCCAGUUAACCAGGGCAAUAAAACCUCAUCAGAUUGGAGGUGUACGAUUCUUGUAUGACAACUUAGUGGAGUCUGUUGGGCGUUUUCGCUCAAGUCAUGGAUUUGGUUGUAUUCUGGCCCACAGUAUGGGGCUGGGGAAAACUAUACAGGUGAUUUCAUUCAUCGAUGUGUUCCUGCGGCACACCGAUGCCAGGACGGUACUUUGUAUAGUUCCCAUCAACACCCUGCAGAACUGGAUGUCCGAGUUCAACAUGUGGCUGCCACCCCCUGGGGACAUUAAGCCAGGGUCAGAGGUCGAGCCUCGGCAGUUUAACAUCUACAUUGUCAACGAUGCUCAUAAGAAUACCACAGCUCGGGCAGAAGUUAUAGAGAAGUGGUACAGAAACGGAGGAGUACUGCUGAUGGGUUACGAGAUGUACCGCUUGCUGUCGUCCAGGAAAACCCCAUUGCCGAGAAAGAAGAAGAAGCAGAGCAAUGAACCAGAGGUCAUUGACCUGGAAGAGGAAGACAAGAACAAGGAACUACAGCUGGAUAUCCAGUCAGCAUUGCUGAGGCCAGGCCCUGAUCUGGUGGUGUGUGACGAGGGACACAGGAUAAAGAACAGUGGAGCGGGAAUAUCCCAAGCAUUGAAGAACAUCAGAACUAGGAGAAGGGUUGUGCUGACCGGGUACCCGCUCCAAAACAAUCUAAUGGAAUACUGGUGCAUGGUGGACUUUGUGCGGCCAAACUUCCUGGGGACAAAGACGGAGUUCAGUAAUAUGUUUGAACGUCCGAUCAUGAACGGUCAGUGCCAGGACAGCACUCCGCAGGACACGCGGCUCAUGAGGUUCCGAGCUCAUGUACUGCAUAGUUUACUGGAGGGAUUUGUACAGAGACGCAGCCACGCAGUUCUGAAGGCCGCCUUGCCACCCAAACAAGAGCAUGUGUUGUUGAUACGUAUGAGCCCUAUACAAAGGAAGCUGUACAAGGAGUUUAUGACCAACGUGGUGGACUCUGGCCUUUCUGCCUGGGCCAAUAGUAACCCCCUGAAGGCCUUUGCUGUCUGUUGUAAGAUUUGGAACCAUCCAGAUGUUCUUCACAAAAUACUGGAACUCAAAAAGCUCAAUCCUGGAGUGGAUAAUGACCUUGACAUUGCAGACGACAGCAGCAACACUGGCUCCACCAGGGGAGGGAAGAAAAAAGGAAAGGGAAAAGAGUCACGGCCAUCUACACCCUCCUCUCAGGGCAGUGUCCAAUCAGAAGGGGGCUUCUUUCCAUUUAUGGACAAGAAGUCUGAGCAAGUGAUCACUUAUGAUUGG
Molecule: messenger RNA, 2743 nt
Organism: Lingula anatina
Lineage: Eukaryota; Metazoa; Brachiopoda; Lingulata; Lingulida; Lingulidae
Product: helicase ARIP4-like
Cellular component (GO): nucleus
Molecular function (GO): ATP binding; ATP hydrolysis activity
Source: RefSeq, a predicted model, not a curated record